Messenger RNA from Triticum dicoccoides, 1439 nucleotides. RefSeq names its product thaumatin-like protein 1. The transcript has 2 exons. The record is from RefSeq and is a predicted model, not a curated record. The coding region runs from base 220 to 1239 and encodes 339 amino acids. NCBI's taxonomy places the organism in Eukaryota, Viridiplantae, Streptophyta, Magnoliopsida, Poales, Poaceae.
UCACGAGCCUCCAGGUCCAAGUCCACCACUGUCCCCGCUCUCUCUCACGCUAGCUCUCUUCUUAUAAACCGGCCGCCACAUGGUUGCGGCCGGCAUUGCGCGCAUACCACCGUCCCGACCUCCAUCGAGCUCCUCCACUCCACCUGAAUCCAUCAAGCAACCCUACUCAUCUCCUGAUCGAUCGACCAUCUUGCUCCAUCGCCGGCUGCUGCUGCUGCAAUGGCGGCAACGACUCGCGGGCUGAUGCUCAACAUCUCCUGCCUCCUCCUCUUUCUGGGCUCGCUCCUCCCGGGUGCAUUGUCCACUACGUUCACGCUGACCAACUCCUGCGCCUACACGGUGUGGCCGGGCCUCCUGUCCGGCUCGGGCACGCCGGCGCUACCCACCACGGGCUUCGCGCUGGCGCCGGGGGAGUCGCGCGCCGUGGAAGCGCCCUCGGCGUGGUCGGGCCGCAUGUGGGGCCGCACCCUCUGCGGCACGGGCGCCGACGGGCGGUUCGCCUGCGCCACCUGCGACUGCGGCUCGGGCGCCGUGGAGUGCGCCGGCGGGGGCGCGGCGCCACCCUGCUCGCUCGCGGAGUUCACCCUCGACGGCUCCGGCAGCAAAGACUUCUACGACGUGAGCCUCGUGGACGGCUCUAACAUCCCCGUGGCCGUGCUCCCGCAGGGCGGCAGCGGAGAGGGGUGCGGCGCCACGGGGUGCCUGGCGGACCUGAACGGGCCGUGCCCGGCCGACCUGCGGGUGGCCGGGCCCGACGGCGCCGGCAUCGCCUGCAAGAGCGCGUGCGAGGCGUUCGGGCGGCCCGAGGACUGCUGCAGCGGCGCGUUCGCCGGCGGGCCCGAGGCGUGCCGCCCGUCGGCCUACUCCAUGUUCUUCAAGAACGCGUGCCCGCGCUCAUACAGCUACGCGUACGACGACGCCACCUCCACCUUCACCUGCGCCUCCGGCACCGCCGCCUACCUCGUCGUCUUCUGCCCCGCCGCCAUGUCCAGCCUCAAGUCGUCCGUCGUGAGCACAAGCACGAGCACCACGCCGGAGCUGCCCCACGUCAACGACACCGUCUCCUACCUGGGCCGUAGCCGCGACGCCGGCAGCGGCAGCGGGGGGCAGUACGCGCGGAGCUCGAGCCAGGCGUCGUCUUCAGCGCCGAGCCCCUUCGCCAUCGCGGCGGUCGCCGCGCUCACGUGGCUCUGCGGCAGCAGGGCCGGGCGCCACUGGCCGCUACUGUCUCCGUCCUAGCUAGCUAGCGCCAUGCAUGCCAGCACACGGCACGGCACCGCCCGGCGAGGUGCAUGCAAUGCAACGCAACAGCCACAUGCAGAUGGAGCCGACAGUUUGACCUCGCCUCGGGCCGUAGUGGUAGCAUCACCUGUAUAGAUUAUUGUAGCGAGUCUGAUUUAGCAAGCAAGCAAGCAACGCGGUGGAGAAAUUUUUUUGAA